AUGCCUUCACAUCAACAUCAGCUAGGAAUGAACAAAAACGGAGGACUCACUACAAUUCUGUACAGAUCUCCUUCAACACCUAGAGGGUCACCACCUGGUCAGUUAACAAUCUUUUAUGCGGGUUCGGUAUCUGUUUACGAAGACAUAUCUACUGAAAAGGCCGAUGCUAUAAUGUUACUAGCCGGAAAUGGACCUCAGGCUAAACCGGUUCCAAUGUCUAAAUCUCAAAAACCGGUUCAUCAUUCUCUUGCAACCAUUGAUCCUCCAACUAUGCAUCCUAGUUUCCUGCCUUUUACCUCUUACAUUGUCUCUGAAACCGGAAGUGGAUCCAAUGGAGUCACUAGACUUGGAGGAAGCAAAACAAUGUCGAGCUUAGCAUCCACACCGCAAAACGACCAGACCGAUGCCUCCAAUAUGGUCCCAUCAGUGGGUUUACCGCAAGCGCGCAAAGCAUCCUUGACUCGGUUCUUAGAGAAACGUAAAGAAAGGGUUAUUAACGUAUCUCCUUAUUACGUAGACAACAAGUCAUCAGUAGAAUGUAGAAAACCUAUUUCUAAUGUAGAAGAAAAGAGGAUCAACACUGUUAUGGUUCUUAGACAACUAUGCUUGCAAAUGGAACCAAUGAAGCUGAUGAAUACAAAGAAGAAUGUUGAUAAGUUAGGAUUUCGACGGGUAGUGUGUAAAGGCAUUUUCGACAAGAAAAUAUCGAUCUAUGUUGGUCCAAAGCCUAGAAGAUCCAUGGAAAAUUACUAUGAGAAGGGCUUCUAUGUCAUUACACCUCUCUUGCCAAUCCUUAAUGAACCAAAUAGCGUGAAGUCCCCUAUUCUAGUAAAUCGCAGAUGGGUUCCUUCGGAUUGGAAAGAAGAGUCUCAAGAAUCUACAGAAAUUGAUAUUGUUGCUAUAACAAAUAGGCUUAGAAAAGCUGAUAAACUACUCUCCUCUCAGCAAAAUUUCUUGUCGAAGUUCUUGUAUAAAUUAAACAAGCAAGUGGUUACAAAGGAUCAAGAAGUCUCUAGCGUUAUGCAUGAGGAAGUAGUGGUUGGUAUGGUUAGGAAAAGUGAAGUUCCAGGCAUAUUUGUUCUACCAAAUGAUCCAAGUUCGGGGAAAUGA
Messenger RNA from Arabis nemorensis, 1110 nucleotides. The record is from the annotation of a GenBank genome assembly. Lineage: Eukaryota; Viridiplantae; Streptophyta; Magnoliopsida; Brassicales; Brassicaceae.